Molecule: messenger RNA, 894 nt
Organism: Sorex araneus (European shrew)
Lineage: Eukaryota; Metazoa; Chordata; Mammalia; Eulipotyphla; Soricidae
Gene: URAD
Product: ureidoimidazoline (2-oxo-4-hydroxy-4-carboxy-5-) decarboxylase
Exons: 2
Coding region: 28-549 (173 amino acids)
Biological process (GO): allantoin metabolic process
Molecular function (GO): carboxy-lyase activity
Source: RefSeq, a predicted model, not a curated record
UCUUCUUCCUGCCCAACAAUCCGAGCAAUGGACAUCAACAAGGUCAACUCCAUGGACUUCGGAGAAUUCGUGGACGUGUUUGGGAAUGUCAUUGAGCGAUGUCCUCUGAUCGCAGCUGCUGUGUGGUCCCAGCGUCCAUUCUCUGACCUGGAUGACUUGGAGAAACACUUCUUUGACUUUAUUGACGGUCUUCCCCAAGCAGGUCAAGAGGGCAUCCUGCGCUGCCACCCGGACCUGGCGGGCCGCGAGCUGCAGCAGGGCACGCUCACCGCCGAGUCGCAGCGGGAGCAGAGCGGCGCGGGCCUCACCAGCCUAGGCGCCGACGAGCGGCGCCGGCUGUCGGAGCUCAACGCGCAGUACCGCGCGCGCUUCGGCUUCCCCUUCGUGCUGGCCGCGCGGCUCAGCGAGCGCUCGGCCGUGCCCCGAGAGCUGGCGCGCCGCCUGCACUGCCCGCCCGCCGACGAGCUGCGCACCGCCCUGGGCGAGGUGAAGAAGAUCGGCCGCCUGCGACUCGCCGACCUCCUGGGCAGCGACCCAGCCAAACUGUAGCGACCACGCGAGCCUCGGCGCGACCCGGCUCGGGGCGCCCUGGGCACGAAGCUGGUGCGGGCCUGGAGAGGCGGCCGUGCGCCGCACCGAGGGUUGGGAGAAUCGGGGGGGCCCCUACCACCAACGCGCCCCUUUGUCCUCCGCACACGCGCACGCUCUGCCGAGAUAGCUGCCUGGUUCCGUGCUCUGCCUCGGUGUAUCCACUCACUGCUUCAAUUCUUCCCUCCCUUUGAGGCUUGUGGUCGCCAUCAGCCCUUGUGGAUCCGAAGCCGUUUAUCCAGCUGUUUGGCUGCCCACUGUCUCCCGCUAAACCCGAACUGCAAAGCAAAAACCGGCCCGGAGGGG